AGGCGGAAGCGAGCGAAGGCCUCCCCAGUUUCCAGUGCUGACUGACUGAGAGCUCAUCGGUCGGAUCACCGCAGAGGGAGCAAGGACAUGGCAGCAGGGAUUCGGGACUAUGACUUCUGUAGUUAGCUGGUAAACCGUCCAUAAGCUGUUGGCAACACUCUACCGGGUCAUCGUUCUUGUUAGAUUAACGUGGGGCAAACUUGUUCCUCUACACGGGAUCACAAUGGCUUUAAUUUUGUUUUCGAGAUCUUGGACUCCGUUGAUGAAACCGUCUAACGUCAGAUCGUUAAAGAACGAGCUCAGAAAAGGAAACCUAACAGAAGGAGCCUGCUUCAGUUGUACUGCACUAAGGCUAGCUGCAAACAGUCCUGACAUUCUCAGAGGCACUUCAGCCACUCAAACGUUUCCUCUCAGGAAGCUACUGUAUCCUGACCACACAUCUGUCCGUCACCGCUCCCCAGCUACUUCAUCUCAUCUUUACUGUGCCAUCCUGAUACCUGACAGCCUGCCAGGCCACGCUUAUUCCACCUCUCAUCCUACAAUAUCCCAGCUGUACACCACGCCGGUACGGUGGGUGCACACCACAGGCUGUCUCCACGAUGACUCGAAGGUGGAGCGCUCAUUGCGAUCACUGAAAGACCGGAAUAAAAAGCUGGAGGAGGGGGGACCAGUUUACAGUCCAACGGUGGAUGCAGAGCCUGUGCGCAGAACACUACGGCAGCGUGUGGUUGAUGAAAUCAAGCACUACUACCACGGCUUCCGCCUGCUGUGGAUAGACACUACCAUCGCAGGGCGCAUGCUGUGGAGAGUGUUGAAUGGACAUGCGCUGUCUCGCCGAGAAAGAAGACAGUUUCUGAGAACGUGUGCGGAUGUAUUUCGGCUCCUGCCCUUUUUGGUCUUCAUCAUUGUUCCCUUUAUGGAGUUCUUGCUGCCUGUCGCUCUGAAGCUUUUCCCCAACAUGCUGCCAUCCACCUUUGAGACUCAGUCCAAGAAGGAAGAAAGAUUGAAGAAGGAGCUGAGAGUGAAGCUAGAGAUGGCCAAGUUCUUGCAAGACACUGUCGAAGAGAUUGCACUGAGGAACAAAGCGGAUAAAGGCAACGUCACAGAGGAGUUUUCUACCUUCUUCCAGAAGAUCCGUGACUCAGGCGAAAUACCUAGUAAUGAGCAGAUCAUCCGCUUCUCUAAGCUGUUUGAAGAUGAGCUGACCCUGGACAACCUGACGCGGCCACAGUUGGUGGCUCUCUGUAGGCUGUUGGAGCUGCAGUCCAUCGGCACCAACAACUUCCUGCGCUUCCAACUUAUCAUGAAGCUCCGUGCCAUCCGUGCAGAUGACAAGCUGAUAGCAGAAGAGGGAGUGGACAGCCUGAAUGUGAAUGAGCUACAGGCUGCUUGCAGGGUGCGAGGAAUGAGGGCUCUGGGUGUAACAGAGGACAGGCUCAGAGAACAGCUCAAACAGUGGCUGGAGCUGCAUCUGAACCAGCACAUCCCCACCUCUCUGCUGCUGCUGUCCAGGGCGAUGUUCCUUCCUGACACUCUGUCUCCUGCAGAUCAGCUCAAAACCACACUGCAGACCCUGCCUGAGAUUGUGGCUAAAGAGGCUCAGAUGAAGGUGGCAGAGUUGGAUUUCUCUAAGGUGGAUAAUAAGACUAAGCUGGAGACCAUGCUUCAGGAGGAGGCUGCUAUUCUUCAGGAGAACAGAGAGAAGGAGAUGGAGAGGCUGGCUGAUGCUGCAGAGAAAGCCAAAGAACAGCAGAAGGCUGAGGUGGAAGCAGAUAUUGCUCUUCCUAACGUAGAUGUGGAUGUUCACUCUGAAACACUACGAGAUGCAGCACCAGUACUGGAAGGCAUUAAGGGUGAGGAGAUCACUAAGGAGGAGAUUGAUAUGUUGAGUGACGCCUGCACCAAACUGAAGGAGCAGAAGAAACUCCUCACCAAAGAAAAGGAGGAGCUGGAGGAGUUGAAGGAUGAUGUACAGGAGUACAGUGAGGAUCUGGAGGAGAUAAAGAAGGAGCUGUCCAAAACCGGGCAGGAGAAGGAGGUGGAGGAGUCUAAAGCCAGUAAGCAUCUGUCUCGCCGGGUCAACCGCAUGAUCAGCCGCAUGGAUAAGAUCAUAAAUGAGCUGGAGAAAGAUAAACUAGUGCUGGAUGGACAGAUAGACAGUGGAACUACGCCACCUGUUGGAUUGUUCUUUGAGAAACGUAGUGACUUACAAAGUAUGUUCCUGUCCUGUAGGGAGAACCUGAUCAGCAUCAACGAGCUCAUCACCAUCAUGAGGCAGAUCCAGAGCAUUCCAGAGCAGAAGCUGCUCAGCAUCGCAGACGCGCUGGACGAAAACAAGGACGGCAAGAUAGACAUUGAUGAUGUUAUGAAGGUGGUGGAGCUGAUCGACAAGGAGGAUAUCGACAUCUCCACUACGCAGGUGGCGGAGAUCAUGGUGAUGCUGCAGAAGGAGGAGAAGCUGGUGGGGAAGGAGAAGGCCAAGGAAAAGGCCGAAAAGGAGCAGGCAGCUAAAGUUCAGAACUAAGUCUUGUGGUUUAGUGGGAAAGGAACACUGGAGCUACUGGUGCUUAAGCCCUGGGUUUUGUACUUGAAAAGGAGUGAAACUAAAUGUUUAAAAAAAAAAAUAAUAAUAAUAAUCUGAAAACUUUCAUUUCACCCCCUCUCCUCCCCUAACAGUCAGCUGGCAGUCGUGAGUCAGCUAGAGUCUGUGUGAGCUUUUGUACACUGUCAUUGUCAUCAUCAUUCCACUGCCACAGCAAUGAUUCAUUCACUCAUUCAUCUAAAUGCUAAAUUUGCUAAAUAAACCAGGUUAUUUAGCAAAUGUCAUUGAAUGUAGUUUGGGGGGGCCUUGAUUUGUCUGGUAAUCAAGAAGGUGAAGUGGCAAAGUAACUAUUUAUUUAUUAUUUUUUUUGCAUGAAUGCACAGAAGCUAAUGACAGAACAGCUGCUUCAGACUAAGUCAGGUCUUGGCUGUGUAUUUGUGAUGAGCUUUCUUUUUUGUUAUUACUCAGCUGUGGCCUUGAGUGAACAAACAACAACCAUUUUGUUGAAAAUCCCAUUGAAAAUCUAGCUUUUAUAGAUUACAUAUUACAUAGAAGAAAGCCCUUAAAAUGAAAUAUAAAGGAAUAUUCCAGCUUGUUAACUUAAUCUCUGCAGCAUUUCUAGCAUACAGUUGAUUACCACAGACAGUAAUCUCAGUGCAUUUAUUAACAGCUGCCCUUUGACUUGCAUUUUAAGAAAAUUCUGGGUCAGUGAGUCUUCUGUUGUAAUCUUAAUGUACGGAAAGGUGUCAAAAGUACUGUUUGGGAUAACUGACCGUACACCAUUAAUGCAGCAGAUAGAGAUAAGGUUGAAAAAUGAGGGAGUGCUCCUUUUACAGGGUUUCUUUUUCACCUGUAGUUGAAACCAAGCAUUCGCAAUGGUCUUGUAUAUGAGCAGUAUAGUUAGCUUUGGAGCAAAUAGCGGUUGUGGAUUUUUGUUUUGCUGGGCCAGGGAGCUCUAUGUGACUGCGCAGGACAGAUGAGUUUGAGAGAGACUGCUGUUAGGUGCUUAAAGUGUGUGUGUGUGUUUGGACAAGUGAAGAUGUAGGGAGCUGGGUGCAGUGAAGACGGUGCCGGCGCAGGACUCUGCUCAGACCCAGCAUGGUGAGGCCAGUCUGGGUACAGUCAGUCUGAGUGCUGGGUAAACACUCACUCCAUACAUGGAGAGGGUAGCGAGCAGAGGCAGAAUACGUGCGCACACACUAAUACACAGACACAGAGAGUAUUUUGUCAGUGUAGCAUAGUUGCACAGGGCACAGCAGACAGUGAAUACAUCAUUCCCAACCCUAAACAUGUCAUACCGAGAGAACAGAGUGUCUGGGCUCAAAACACUAUGUCUGUGCUGCGUCAGAGAGAAAGAAAGAGAGAGAGGUUGAGUGAGAGAUGGCAGUAUGCAAAAGUUUGAACACCGGUCAAAUUCUGUUUUAUUGAUUUCCGAUGCUAAAAUUAGUUUAACUUAAAUUUAACCUUAAAUAUGGCAAUUUCUGCACAAUUUUGAUUAAUUUGCUUAAGUAUAAUGGGGGAAAAAAUUGUGUAAAACGACAGUAAUUGUACAUUAAAGUGCAGAAGUGUGUUCUUUAUAGAGUACAUGUACUUAUUUCUACCUAGAAAAUAAACAAAACAAGUCAUUGCAUGUUUGCACACGACUGUAAGCAUUUUUGGAGUCAGGAUGCCUAAAUAUUUCAAACUUUGUCCAUAAGCUUUAGCAAGGCAGCAGACAAGGGUCAGAGCUCUGCCCUCGGCACAGUAACAGUCUGUGUUUUUGCAGCUUUUGUCAGCAUAUCAACAUAUAGGCCUUAAACCACAUACAUUAAUUACUCUGCAUUAUAAUCUCAUGCUAUUGUAUCUACUGUGUAAAGGGAGCAGGAUAUAUUAUACUGAUGUACGAUUGCACUAUGAUUAUUUAAAGCUUUUUUAUGAUUAUUAUUUUGAGGUCUUGAUCCAGACUCAGGUACUUUUGUGUAAUGUAUGCCAAGGGAUGCAGGUGCUAGUGGAGAUGCUAGAAGAAUGGUGCGUUUUGUAAAGCGGCAGGAGAGUGUAUUUGUGUGAGAGGUGAGGAUUUUGGAAAGCUAGUAUUUUUACUUUGAGCAUGCAUAGCUGCUGUCCUGCUUUAAAAUAAAGCCUCUUGGUCUGACCAAUAGCUUUUUCGUGAGGUAUGUACAUGAAUGACACAUGUAGCAAGGAGGAAAGGAGAAUGAAAACUAGAGACAGGCUAAAACUCCUAAAGACGUAAGAGGGGAUACCACCAAAUUUUUGAAACUUCCUAUUGAUUGAGAUGUUAACGGUUUGAUGUGAAAUGGUUCUUCAAAGAGGAACGUAGAGUCUUUAAUUUAUUUCUUGACAGUGGCAGCAAUGAGGGGUCACAGGAUCAACAUUUUAUUUAAUAUCCAAAAGAACAAGCCAAACUGCAUGUGUUUUUUUUUAAAUGAAAUUGUUGAAUGAAAUCUGGAAAAAAAAAUUGUUUUAUUGGGGGCUAUUUUUUUUUUUUCACAAUGCCCUGCAUGUACCUUUUUGCCACUAAUAAAGUUUGUUUCAAGCCAGAAGCUUAACCUAAAACAUUUCCUCAGACAUCAGGCAAAAUAUUCAUAAACGUUCCAUGUAAUAGCUUUCUGUGAGGGAGCUUUUAAAGACAUUAAAUGUUUGGAUGUCUGUCACCACCGCUGUGAACAAUUUUGACUUGGUAAGUUUCUUUAGAACAGACCAUUUCACACCAAACCACUCUUAAUGACUUUGUUUGUUUAUAUCUCAACCAUUUAAUUAUACAGAAUUUAAGAAUUGGUGGAAUUUCCCUUUAAAUCUGAUUCAAAGCGUUAACUUAUGAAAACUCAAUUUUCAGAAUUUCUGCACAAAUCAUUAAGAUGUAAAAAAAGUCAUUCAGAGCCGUUUGAUGUGAACCAUAUGCUGUUUGAUUCUUGCAGAGUCAGAAUUGUUCACAGAGAUGAUGAUUGGUCCAGACAUCUAAGUGUUUGUUUCUAAAAGCUACAUCACAUAAAGUCACUACACAACAUUAUAAGGAUUACAUUGUCUGAUGCCUGAAACAUUGUUUAGCAGUUGUUUUCAGAAGGCUAUUUUAAAAUAUAUACAGGGUGGAGUGGUACAAGUAGGACAUUGUAAGGCAAAAUAUUACACAAAGAAAACUUGUUUUGGACCAUCAUCAAACACAGAAAUUCAGAAGAGCCUUGUAGGCUCUGCAUCUUUUGGUUUGCACAUAUGUCUAUAUUUGCACUAUAGACGUUGAGUCGACUUCUGCAUCGUUUAGUGUUGAUAAAUGCCUCUAUAAUGCACCAUUUGACAUAACCACUCUGAAUGACUUUGCUUACAUUUCAGGGAGUAAAUGAUGCACACAUUUAGAAAAUCUUGAUGGAAUACCUCUUAAACUGAUGGAUAUAAAGUUCAGAUUUGGUAUGUUUAGGUAGGCUUGUACUAUACUCCUAUGGGUACCCAUAUGAGUAACUGUUCAAUUUCUAUAAAGCUCUUUACAAGAAUUAGAUGAAUUUGUCAAAGCUAGAUUAGCUAGUGUUGUAGACUGAGAUGCGUCCCUUUUUAGAGAAUUGAAGGCUUGUUAUUGAAGCCCUCAAAGAGCUUGUGCUGUACUGAGUCUUAGAUCAGCAUUGAUUUCUACUGACAGAGCUGCACUUGCCCCCCUGGGGUCACUGAAGUUGUGAAAGCAUCACAAACUGUACAGUGUAUGAUAUAGUAUUUGACUGCCUGAUUUCUUUGCAAAUUUUAGGUAUUUUGACACCGUCAGGUUUUGGGUGCUUAACCAAAAAUGUAGUAAAAGCUGAAUUAGUAUAAUAAUAUAUAAUAAUAUAAAAUUAUUUUAUAAUAAUUCAAAAUUGUCUUCUUGUGCAAUUUGCCUGAUUGCCCCACCACCUGCUGAAGUAAAAUGUGCAAAAAAAUUGGAAUGUGUGCAGAAAGUCAGCUGGCUCUACAGUACUGUUUUGUGCCCUGUAUGAUUGUGACUAUACAAAUGUACAGGGAAUUGGCUUUUGAUCAUUUAAUUCAAUUAAUUUUUUCUUAUUGCAAGUUCACCAAAUAUUUGAAAUGAAUGAGGAGGUCUGUCCUCAGUGCUCUAAUGUUAUUUAUUUAUUUUGUAAUUAUUUAAAGCUCAGAGGAGGAAGUGCAAAAAAGGGUAUUAUUUUUUAAAAUCAUCCAAAACAUAGUAGAGAGUGAUAUUCAGUGUUUGUUUGUUUGUUUGUUUUUAAGUUUACGACUGCAAAUUAACGAUGCAUAAACGAGAGCUUUUUCUUUUGCUCAGAAUAAUUCAGAUGUAAAUAUACUCAUUUUAAUUCUCAUAUAAGUGGUUCCAAAGUAUUGAAUAAAAUGAGGCAAAAUGGAAAGUUGUGUACCAUUUCUUUUUUUUAUUCUUUUUGCACAAACUCAUCACCCGCCCAUCUUCCAUCUGUUUCUUUUUCACCAUUGUUUCUCCACAUCUAAGCUUUAUGGCCUUUUGCCCACAAUGCCGUUUGCCAGUCAUCUGUGACCUGGGUCAUUAGCAUCAGACUCUAGUUUUGUCCCCUUUCUAUGGCUGUUUGAAUGAGCUGCAUGCUGCUCUGCAUUCUGAAGUACAUGUGAAGAUCUGGAAGUGUGUAACAGGCCUCCCUUUUAAAAUAAGCACUGCAACUGUUUAUGUACUACAGCAACAGAGGCCUUCAAACAAAGCUGCUGCAAGCCUGUAACACUGGUUUACCCCUCUCCCUCUCUAGGUUGAUGUUCCAGAUCUUUGAGGUCUGUGUUAGCACUUCUGCCUCAACUCAUCAGCUAAUUCAUAAGCUUGAGAUGAGAGAAAGGGAGGGAGGGGGGCUGAAGUGCUCUUUUAAAAUGGGCAAGUUAGAGCAGAAAAAGUGCAAAACUUUACAGGGUUAAGAAAAAUGAGGAAUACUACUCUAAGACUGUUGCUUGGUGCGUUUUCUGCAUAUCCUGACUGAGCCUUUGAUUUCCCUCUUGUUGGCAGGGCUUUGGGCAAACCAAAAGGAGCAAAAAGUACACUGAAACUGCAAAUUUCUUACAGUCCUGUGGUUCACAAUGCAAGAUUGGUUUAAAAAGAUGAUGUUAUCAUGACAUGCAGAAAGAGCUGCAUGUUCCUAGAUUUCCAGGAAAAAGUAAGGAAAAGCUAAAACCAUAAGAUAAUAAUAAGGUUGAUAUUAUUUUUCAAGGCUUUAGCUUAUCUUGCUUAUGAUCCACAGACUGCUAAAAACUUGGUUUGUGCUCCUUAAUGAAAACAACCUGGGGAAAGAGGAACUGAAUAGAAAAGAGAACUGCAUUAAUGGGAGGACUGGGAUACUUGAAAAUAGGAGCAGACACGCAACUAUAAUUGUAUAAGAUCAAGUCAAUAUUUGGAAUGGUAAAUCGAACAUGCUCAUAAAGAAAAUGCCUUUGGAGAUUAUGAAACACGUUAAAUGAGUGAGAUUCAAAACUUUUGUGUUAAAAAAUGCUACUCAGAUCUGCAGAUUGCUUAAAAUCCAUUUAGAAAGGCUGCCUCUGAAGGUUAUGGAUGAAGGUGGUGUGUUUAUAUGUAAGUGAGAGGAUAGUUAUGAAUGGCAUGAAUGAAUGGUUUUCAACAGAGUGAGCUGUCUAUGCAAAAGUGUACCCCACAUUGUGAGUUUACCUAAUUUGCCUUGGUAAACCAUAAACAUCUAGCAUCUUUUUAAAAAGAGAAUGUCUUAAGAAAAGACAAAGCCUAAGAGAGCUGAAGAGUGUAUCUUCACUACCGUUUUAUUGAAAGUUUUGUACAAGGAGUAUUUUUGUAAGGAGCGUAAUGGAAAUCAAUAUGGAAAGCAAUAUGUGUUUUAGUGAUUAUACAAGACUGUCUUACAGCUGUCUGUCCAACUUUUCAAUAUUAGGUUCAAAUAUGGGAUACAAUUUUACAUCUGGGACUGAAAUAAAAACAGAUUAAUUAUCAGCCAAAGCAAAUAGGAAAAAAUGACAGUGAUGUUGGCUUAAAAUCAUGCACCAUAUCAAAGUAUCUGAGAUUAAUUACUUUGCUAACCCAAGAACCCAGCUUUACACCUGUGGAGUAAGAAAUAGCUUGACCAGUAGGGGGUGCGAUAGAUCAAUAUUGCGGAGUCAGGAGGCUCUGUUUUGAUCAUUUCAAACUGGUGCCCUUUGAGAGAUAAUAGAAUCUAUAAGAUUGGAAAUUGCUCCCUAUAUCACCUGGAUUGCUCGAAAAGGUUGAAUAAUGCUUUCUAGUAGGAGAAUCAAUAUUUCUGAGUUGACAUACCAACCAAAACUUGCAUGUUUGUCACAGUGUUCAAACUCUGUGCUCAUAGCCUUCAUGGCUAUGGUGCAGACUGGGUGCCAGACUAUUUGCUUGUCAUACAUGCCUCAAAGUCAGUGUGGCAACCUGACUUAAAAAUGAUCAAAAGGAAGGAAAAUAACUAAUGUAAACUUGUUUCACUAAAGAUAUAUAUGCAUAUGCUGGCAAUUGAAAGCAUCUUAAAUGUAGGCAAUAUUGUAUGAAUUCAACCUAUUUUUCAUCAUUAUUACUUACAUUUUAGAUAUUACUUAAAUAUUACCGAUUUACUGACUUCAAACUAUAUUUCUUGAAACAAGCAAAAUUGUCUCACAUUUUUUUUACCUACACUAUAUGGUCAAAGGUAUGUGGACAUCCAUCACACCUAUAUGAGCUUUUUUGGACUUCCUGUUCCAAAACCGUGGGCAUUGCUAUAGAGACCCCUUCACAUGCACACACCUUUUUGUGGCCAUAACAGCCUCCACUCUUCUGAGAAAAGUUUCAAGUGGGAAUUUGUCAAAAGAGCAUUAAGGUCAGGCACUGGUGUUGGACAAGAAAGAGACCUGACUCAAACAUUUUUUCAGUGGGGUUGAGGUCAGGGCUCUGUACAGGCCACUGGAGUUCAUCCACACCAAACUAGUCAAACCAUAUCUUUAUGGAUCUGGCUUUGUGCACAGGGGCACAUUCAUGCUGGAACAGGAAAAGGCCGUCCCCAACAUUUGUGAAAGUUUGUGAAAUACCUGCUGGUACUUGGCUAGCUGCCUGCUCACUCACUAACACAGCUUCAAUGACAAGAAGAUAUUAGGUUCAACAAUUCCUCUUUUGGAAAUGCUCUUUUCUAGUUUGGUAAUGCUCUCUUCCACACAUUAAUUGAGACCUUACAUGUUUCUUUUGUCUUUGGUUUGAUAAAUAAGUUAAUUCAUGGAAUAUUAAGUUUUUCAGAGGUAUUUUGGUUACAGUUGCUAGGCUAUGAAAGUCCAACAAGGUGCUACAGUGCCACCCUGAGGCAGACCUGUACAUCAUCUCUAUGUAGUUAAUACUACCAAAGACAGAAGCUCGCCCAUUGUGGCCAUUAUCCCUCCUCUACCAAACUAUACUGUUGGUACUAUGCAUGCUGGUAGGCAGCAUUCUCCUGGCACCUCCCAAACCCAGAUUCAUCCAUCAGACUGCUAGAUAGUGAAGUGUGACUCACCACUCCAGUGAACACGUUUUCACUGCUCCAGAGUCCAGUGGCGGCAUGCUUUAAACCACUAACACCCACGCUUGGCAUUGCGCAUAGUGUUUUUAGGCUUGUGUCCAGCUGCUUGGCAAUGGAAACUUAUUUCAUGAAGCUCAGCAAGCUUCAGCACGCAGCGGCCUGCUCUGUGAGGUUGUGUGGUCUUCUGCUUUGUAGCUGAGCUGUUGUUGCUCCUAGACGCUUCCAUUUAACAACAAAUUUCAUGGACAGAAUGUGACAUCCUAUAACAGUGCCACAUUUGAAGUCAUCAAGCAGAGCACCUCAGUAUGGUCCAUUCUACUGCCAGUGCUUGUCUAUGGAGUUUGCAUGUCUGUGUGCUUAGUUUUAUAGGCUUGUUAACAAUGGGUGUGGCUGCAACACCUGAAAUCAAUCAUUAGAAUGGGUGUCCACGUACUUUUGGCCAUACCGUGUAAAUUGAAUGAAAGUUUUGCUUUCCCUUGUCAAGAAAUAUUUUUCUGCAGUGUGUGCAUGGCCUAAGAGACUGUGAAGAAAAUGUUGCAGUAAAUUUUGCCCUGUAAAAGAAUCUGUCCUGGCUGGUUGGCCGCUCGGAGUGCUCUGUUCUCUGUAAGCGGUUUCUCUGUGUUGACACCUCAAGUUCAACAUCUCUGCACAAAAAGGGCCCAGCUUGUAAAACCAACCUCCUCUGGUUGACUCCUCAGAUAGUUUAGAUUGGAGGUGAGCAGUGUAGCGUAAUGCUGAAAGAUUGCACUAGGUGUGUGUGCCGUGUCUGGGGUCAUUGCUUAGGCACAGUGUUGAUAAGAACAAGUCUAACGUUCUGUAAAAACCUAACCUGCAUGCUUUAGUUCUUCUGAAUGCACAGAUAGAGGAGUGCUUACUCUGGGUCCUCAGGAGGGCUCAAAAUAUGCCUUUUUUUCUAUCUCACUUUCUCACACAAAUGUUCCAUUUAUGAAAUGAUGGCACAGGUUGAACAUGCCUGGGUUGUGUUACGAAACACUAGAUGUACAGUCUAUGAAGUGUACUGUUGCUGGUCCUGCUUGAUUUCACUUCACUCUAUAUCGCUUCUGAUCUGUCUGUUUAAUAGUUAAUCUAUAUAUUGUUCAUUUAUACAGCACACAGUAAUGUCCAGUUAUGUCUUAAAGAAGAGAUGUAAGGACAACAAAACACGAUUGUUAAUGUAACAGUUUAGUAUCCUAGCCUUGCGUAACGUUGCUGUUGUAACAAAACCUGGUAUCUGAGAAAUAACAAGAGCAAAACACUGCCUGUUUUAAUCAUUGUUUUUGUGAUGUCACAAAAAAACAGACCAUUUGCAUAUAUCCAUCUACUUAACCUAUGACAGUUUAGCUGCACCUAUCGAUGCUGCGUUUACAAGGCAUUUUUAAUCCAGAGUCACAAUGAGGCAUAAUACGUGGCAAUCAGAACGGAGCUCAUUCACAUCUACCAAUCUUAAAGAACCAAUGUCCUACAAUUUUGUAUUUUAUACUUAAUUAUGUUUCAUGUUUAAUUCAGCUAGUUUAAUUCUAACAGAUAAAGUGAGGUUGGAAAGUGGUCUUGUAAAAUUGCAUUAAAACUGUUGUUACAUAAAACCACACAAAUGUUAAAAGUAGACCGUAGGGGGAAAUAAAAUGCAAGUAGAAUGUAGGAUAAGGGCCCUGUAAUCCAUGCUAAUGUAACAAGUUUUUUAUUCCUAAGAGUUCCUAGAAAUACUUUUUCCAUUGGUUCGUUUAUCAUGAAAUGUUCAGGCAAUGUAAACGGCAGCUGGCAUUUUUAAAUAGGGUAAAAAAUAAAAGGAGAUUUUGAUAUGACAGCAAUGAUUUGUAGAUAUGUUAGUGAGCAUACAAUCAGUAAUGCACCAAUCAUACUGCAUCUGAUUAUGAGUGUUUAUUGGCUGAGGGAUUACGUUACAUUUUUGUGUUCAGUUUUGAUGUAUGGAAGUUGCCAUUGUGUGCUGAUCUAGGACUAGCUUUUUCCACCCAGAUCAUAACCAACCAAACUAGUCUCAGAUCAGCAUAAAAGGGAACAUUCUUGUGCUUUGCAGAUUGAAUAUGGUUACAGUAAUAGCACUUUAAACCACUGAACAGUAAACCACAUUGCUGUAGUAAUGUAUUAGUCAGCUGUAAUAAUAUGUAUCAUUCAGUGCUGUACAAAACAGUUUGUAUACAUUUCCAUGAUGCUUAGAUCUGCAGAUGACCGGUGAAUGUACUUUUGGAAUAUGACCUGGAAUAACUUCUUAAAGGUCUGAUCUUAUUGGCCAGAUUCAGUAGUAGGUCAAUCUGCCAAAAUGGUGAACUCUGUGUGGUAAGGAACUUGCCUGACUCUUUGCUGCACAGAGGCACAACCAUGCCAUUACACACUGCUGCACACUUUAUCAAGACUGUCUUAUGUGAAAACAUACAAGAAGAUAGCACAUAUCAUCUAACACAAAGAGAUUGUUCUUUUCAGUUUGUUCUCUGCAUUGUUAUUAUGUCUUGGAGCAUAAUAAAUAAUCAGUCUGA
This is a messenger RNA of Pygocentrus nattereri (red-bellied piranha), 12461 nucleotides long. It is a transcript of the gene letm1, whose product is annotated as leucine zipper-EF-hand containing transmembrane protein 1. The transcript has 15 exons. The coding region runs from base 224 to 2524 and encodes 766 amino acids. Gene Ontology annotation, biological process: intracellular monoatomic cation homeostasis. Lineage: Eukaryota; Metazoa; Chordata; Actinopteri; Characiformes; Serrasalmidae. Gene Ontology annotation, molecular function: ribosome binding; calcium ion binding. The record is from RefSeq and is a predicted model, not a curated record. Gene Ontology annotation, cellular component: mitochondrial inner membrane.